This is a messenger RNA of Peromyscus eremicus (cactus mouse), 512 nucleotides long. RefSeq names its product resistin-like alpha. The record is from RefSeq and is a predicted model, not a curated record. The transcript is spliced from 4 exons. Lineage: Eukaryota; Metazoa; Chordata; Mammalia; Rodentia; Cricetidae. Gene Ontology annotation, cellular component: extracellular region. The coding region runs from base 104 to 439 and encodes 111 amino acids. Gene Ontology annotation, molecular function: hormone activity.
CUCAGAAGAAGACACACAUGACUAUUCAUCCUAAGAGAGAACUGAUAAUGGAUCAACAAAACUAAUCUACUCAAGUCCAGCUUGGACAUUGACUUUCAACAGGAUGAAGACUACAACCUGCUCACUUUUCAUCAUCAUCUCCCUUCUCCAGCUGAUGAUUCUAGUGAAUACUGAAGAGACCUUAGACUCCAUCAUGAAGAAGCUCAAGGAAGCUCUCAGCCGCCUAGAGCAUCCUCGCCCCACUGUGACGAAGAGUGUGUCCUGCACUACUGUCAAAGCUGCGGGAAAACUGGCUUCCUGUCCAUCUGGGAUGAUUGCUACUGGUUGCUCUUGUGGCUUUGCUUGUGGAUCAUGGAACGUCCAGAAUGAAAACAUUUGCCACUGCCUGUGUCCAAUCAUAGACUGGACUCUUGCUCGCUGUUGUGAUCUGAGGAAAUGAGGAAGCAGAGAAUCCAGUUUUGAAAUGACCAUUAUAAUGAAACAGUGAUCCCACCCAGGAAAUCUGACUCACU